AUGCUCGCUUCUUCGUCGUCCGGUUCGCACACGCCGCCUCCCACCCGCGCCGGCGGCGUGCUGAAGCGAUUGCGCCAGAUCUUGUGGGAAGGCGUCGGCCGCGAUGCACCAGUAGUGGAGGAGUCGAGUGCACCACCGCGCGCCGAGCCAGCCGCUAGUACCGCCACCACACCGCAACCACCCCACACCGCUGCUGGCACGUCGAGGCCUGCGCCGACCAGACAGUCGACCAACACCGCCGCCGUCGGCGUCGUCGGCCCGCCGACACUACACCACGAGCACCUGCUCAAGGAGGCCCUCAAGCGCAUGAGCAAGCACAGCCCGCUGCAGACUCGUCUCGCCCUCGUCAACGAAGUCUGCGAGUACUCGCGCUCCUACAGCAUCGACGACGUGCUGACGGUGUGGGGCACGGUGAAGGACCUCGUCGGCGAGGAUCAGCCCUCGUACGUUCGGAAGCUGGGCUACGAGAUCAUGCACGCCCUCAUCGACGGCCAAUAUGACAGGCUGGGCUCGCUUCGGAUGGAAUUCUUCGCCGUCAUUCAAAGGAACAAACACAAUUUUGUUGCUCGCCUCAAGAACCUGGUGGCGCUCACUAAGAAUGGACACAACAUCGCACCCUUUGAGAACGACAUAUGCCAGCUACUGCUGACGUGGCUGGAGCGCGGGAAAGGUGCCUACUCGCACGAGAUCAUCGCCUUUGCUGCGAAAGUGGUCAAAUACAACCCCUACGCACUGCCCGAAGCGCCAAAGACGGCCUUCAUCUGUCACGUGUGCGCCAUCUGCAACACGAGCACAGAGGUCAAGCUGGUUGAAAGCUGUCUCAACUUUUUCGACAUUUUGGUGCGCUACAGCCACAUUCCCGAGCAAUCGCUGGUCGAGUUCAUCAACGCCCUCUGUCGCACGCUCAACAUCGAGGCGUGCUGCCAGCGCAGUUGGCAGUUGAUGACCAACGUGCUCAAGAGCCCGUGCGGCCACCAGGGCGUCAUCGCGCUCUGCGCCACCCUCGACAAUCCCGACAACGUGCAUGUCGUCAACCUCCUGCGCGGCGCCGUGUUCUACCUCAGUAUGGCUUCAUGGGGCAGCUACAGGAUUUCGACGCUACACGUGACCCGCUCGGCCGUUCUGCCCUACCUGCUACGGGUCGAGUGGGACGUGAUUUUGCGCAUCAUUCGCAACCUCCUCCCCUAUUUGGUGGGCCACGAAGACAACGAGCAGUACUCCCUCAUCCCUGUCGUCAGGGAGAUUCUCGAGGUCAUUCACGAGCUGCACAAGAACUUCCAGUUCAUGGGUCCCACGGAGGCGCUGAUCGAGCUGCUGGAGGAUUUUAGCGCCUAUUGCAGGCACGACACGGUCACGCAUCUCAUCACCGAAAAGCAAGUGCUGCGGGAGCACCGCGCACCAAUCCAAGUCAAGGCGCUGAGUGUUCUGGAGCACAUCUUCACCGAUUUCCACGUCCUCUACGGCGACGAGAUCAUAUCAGUCAUCCUGCCCGUCUUCGAUGCCAUCUACGCCAGCGGCACUGUCGCCCUCACCCGCUCCGUCUAUCGGAGGGGGCUGGAUUUCCUCGUCCACGCCGCGUCAGUCACCAAGAGCAACAAGUUCUUUGCGGUUGCUGAUGUAAUGGAGAAGGCCUCACGGUGCAAGAAGGACGGACUGCGCUACGAUGCGAUCGCCGGCUUGAUCCGGCUCUUUGUGAAGAAGUUUACGCAGAAGCGACACGCGCACACGCUCCACCUGCUCGACGUGAUGCUCAAGCUGGCCAAGGAGCGGCACCCGACCCUGCGGGCCAAGGUGAUCGUGUUCCUGCUCUCGUUCCGGGCCAGCUCUCGCUACCUGAUGCAACUGAGCCUGCACCGCUACGUCAAGCCCGAACAACAACAGCAGCCCGACGACAACACCACCAACACCAAGGACGCCGCAGCUGCGAUCGCAGGCGGCGGCGGCGAGAGUCUGUCGAGUGGGAAGAGUGGCACCACCGGUGAACCCAAGCGCAAGAAGGGCUUCACGUCGCCGCUCACGUCGCCCCGCGGCAAGAAGGAGGCCGCCGUCAAGGACAACGAGGAGAACUCCGUCGCCGGCACCAGCGCCAAGGACCCCGCCGCCGCCAACCGGCCCUCUUCGCCGCCACCGCACGACCCGAGGAAGAAGGAAAGCGUGGGCCUGCUCGCCGUGGGUCCGCUCCUCGACACGCUCAUCUCGGCUCUUCAAAUCGAGCCUGUCUAUGAGAUCUUCGUCGUGGUGGCGCGCGGGCUCAUGGAAAUGCUGAAGAACUACUAUAUCCUGCGCGCUGCGGACGUGUGCAGCCUCGCCUCGGUGCUGUGCAAGCUUUUGCGCAGCGGCACCUUCGGCGCCUGCGUCGAUCCCACCGUGCGCAAGGACAGCGCCGUGCGCGGACGACUCCUCGAGAUGGGCUACGAGCUGCUGAUCAUGCUGGUCGGCUACCAAUCGCAGCUGAAACCCAAAUACCGGGAAUAUUUGAUCUCGUGCCUGUGCGAGGGCCUGACCUCCAACCUGUCCUCGAUUCCGCCGCACUCGGCCCUGGCCGUACAGCGGAUCUGCAUCAACGGCCUUUCCAUCGGUCUCAGCGAAGUGCCCGAGUCCAUGACCCAACGCAUCUCGGCCAUCGUGGGCGACAUGCACAAAGUGUGCGAACGCAACCUGGGGCCAAAGCGACACCUCCAGAUGCCUGAGAAGUCUGAGCUGGCCCGCCAUGUGCUCGAGUUCUUCUCCUUCCUCUUGGAUGCGCCGUCCAUUCUGUCAGCCCUCAAGGACGACGACCGCCAGCGGCUCUUCCUCACGCUCAUGCUCCUUACCGACCAGACCGAGUUUGCGCCGCACGUGUCGAAUCACGCCUAUAUCGUGUGGGCCGACUUCUUCAUGGCGUCGCCGGUCCAUUUGCGCCUGGGGUACUACCGCAUGGGAGCCAACUACCUCGUACAGAGGCUUGUCAUGGACAACACGCAGGCCAGCGGCGCCGCCAAGGUGAGCGCCGGGGACUCCAACUACCUGCUCAUGGCCACUCUCGAUCUGUUCGCCCAGUCGGUCUUUGGCAACUGCGACAACACCCCGCUGCCUCCGCCCGAAGACUCGUUUCUCUUCGAGAACGCGCAGGUCAGGAACUGGGCGCAGGGCAACUGCAUCAUAAAGAUGCGCGUGGGCAAGAUGGGCUGGGUGGAGGUCGUGGUGAGACGACCGGCCGGCAGCCAGCGCUGGAUCAUGCAGAUCCAGAACGUGAUCCAUCAGGUGGCCGCUCCGGUGAACACCUUGAAAGUCGACGAGCAACUGAAAAAGUGUAUCGAGGAGGCACCCUGGAUGUUUACGCACUUGCAGGCCGGCGACUCACUGCUGCACGACCGACAAACGAAGCUGAUCCCAGAGAGAACGGUGAGCGAUAUCGGCGCCAGGGGUCGACCUCUCCUGCACCGCGAGGCCAGCCGUGCGGUGCUCACCGAGUCGCGAGAGCUACAAAUGCGGCCGCGGGAGGAGGCCCCGCCGGUGGUGAUGCUGGCCAAGCGCUCCCGCUCUGCGCCGUUGCUUCGGCGCGGAUCAUCAGCGCGGCUGGACGAGGCCGACGACACGACCACCGCAGGCGACAGCUCCAGCAUUGGCAAUCUGCCCCCGACCACGACCGGUGCCUCGGCGGCCACCACGGGGCAGACGGACCCCAUGCUCGGCCUCAUGUUGGACAUCGGCCACGCGAUGGGGUCGGCCGAGCUCGACAGUCCGAAUUCGGCCAGGGCCGACGCCGAGGCGGAGCCGGCCAAGCCCGCGAGUCGCGAGUCGUCCUUCGCGGCGGAGGAGAGGCCCAAGCGAGACAGGAGCGUGUCGGAGAAGAUCACCGCCUCGGGCGCCGUAAAGGAGGGAGCACAGGCCAGGGCCGAUGCCGCCGCCGGCUUCACCGCCCGCCAACACAGCAUCCCCUGCACUGCCCAACCAAGCACCGCCGAAAACGAAGAAAAAGGAGAAGAAGAGGUGCCGCCGGCCUCGCCCCCUCGGGCCAGCGCGGACGCCCCGACCGGCGAGGCCCAUGGUGUGGCGUCGGGCUCCUCCUCCUCCGGGGAGAUCGUCACCAGCCCGCCGCGCAAGUGGACCGACCCCUCGACCGACGAAGUCCACGCCGCUCCGGCCGCGCCCGCGACGACGCCCAUCACAGCCACGACGGCCGCGGCUGCGGCGGUAGAAGGCCAGGGCGCCGGCGCCGAGGUCCCGACCACGCCCUUGUUGGCGGUCGACCCGGCGAGGAGGGGCGAGCCCAGGGGCAAGGAGAAGAUCGAGCACUGGCGCAAGAAGUUCAUCUCCAAGGUGGGACCGCACCACGGGGUCCGGGUCGUGCUGCCGCCGCAUGCCGACGAGGGCGUCGAGCCGGACGGGGCCGACAUCCCCCGCCGACGCUCAUUUUCCGAAAUCGCGCACGAGGACGCCAACGCCAACCUUCACAAGGCACCAACUCCCCUCUCUGCGUCGUGCGCUAAGAGGAUGCACAGGCGACACGCGUCGACGGUGGAGUUUUCGCUCUCGGUGUUCUAUCCGCCGCUGCCCUCCUACGAGGGCUCCGAGGAGGAGAAGUCGCCGCCUCUCUUCGUCCCACCCCGACACGGCGGCGACGCCCUGCUGUGGAAGCGCGGGCGUUGCGUGUCGUACGAGCACGUCGAUCUGACGAACCAGAAGCUGAGCAUCGAGGGCCAGAUGCUGCUUCACGCUGUGAGCUCGUCGCCCAAGUCCCUCGAGGAGCCGGCGCUGCUCAUGCGCGCCUCGCCGCCCACCGCCAACGAUCCCGACCACUCCGCGGAAGCUUCCGCGACCGACCACCCGCCCGUCAUCGGGGACAUCGAGAAGGAGGACCUCGGCGGCGCUCAGGCACCUGCUGCGCCCAAGGCCGCGCCAGACGCAGGCCUGCUCGCUUUGCCCGCACCGACAGCGGCGGCCGGCAUGCUCCAUCACCAGCCCUUGGCUGUACCGCCGCCACCGCCGCCGUCGUUGACUCGCGUCGUGUCGCUCGAGCUCGACGCCUACACCCCGCCCGCGGCGGGCCAGCAGCCCGAAGACGACCUCACCGGCCUCUCGCUGGUGCAGGAGGUGCGGACCCUGCUCCCUCCCGAGUUCGACAUCUCGCCCUCGUCAUCGCUGGACAGCUCCAGUGCGCCGACCACCCCGCAGCGCAGCUCUGUAGUCGCGGCUGCCUCACCAAUGACGGAGCCGGUCAGUCCGCCGUCACUGCCGCCGGCCGCCGCAUCGUCGUCGAUGACCAUCGUCACUGACCAUCAUCACGGCUCCGAGCCCACCGGGGGCUCCACGGCGUCCACCCCAAACGCCAGUCGUGCGACUACCGACGCCCAGCAGCAGCCAACGUCGACCAGCGAGCGUCAGCCUUCAUCGUCGACAGAGGUCGAGGCGGUUGAGCUUCUGCAGGAUAGUGGAGAGACGGCCGUCACCGCCCACAAGUCCCCGCCCGCGGCGGAGGCGGCGGAGCCCAAGGCGGAAGUGGUGGGUGCAGCCUCGAGUGUUGCUGGAACCAGCGACCACCAUAAGGGCGGCCUUGCGGUCGACGAUCAGCACCACCACCACAAGCAGCUGAAGGAGCCCAAGAACAAGGGCGGCAGCAUCAGGAAGGAGAAGGACGAGCUGAUGCUGCUCGGGAAUGGCCUGAUCUCGCCCAGCUCGAGCGGCAUGAUGCUGCGUGCGCGCGAGCCCGACGAAAAGGAGGCGGACGAGGCCGACGCGCGCGCGCCGGAGCUGGAGAGGGGCAGCCCGAGCCCGAGCUUCUUCAUGCCACCCCGGCCGCCCGCCGAACGCCACACGGGCGCAGGCGGCGACUUCACGCCGCCCAGGCCCACGUCGACGGGCGACGAGCCUCCGUCCGGGGCUCGCAAGGAGCGACGCACCUCGCUGCUCCACAACUUGUUUUCGGGCUACGCCAAGCCGUUCAAGAUUCCCUCGACGCUCUUCGACAUCCACCCGAGCUUCGUGUUCUCGCAGAUGAAGAACAUCCCCUUCAUCGAAGACUCGCCGCCUAAAGAGCUAAAGUCGGGCGACGAGGCGCUGACACGCGCGCUCUCCAUUCUCGAUCGCACGCCCACGACGGUGUGCGCCAAGGUGGGGAUAAUCUACGUGGGCGAACACCAGGAGACCGAAGAGCAGAUCCUGGGCAACACCGCAGGCUCGCCCCGAUACUUUAGCCUGCUUAAUCGUCUGGGCGACAAGAUUCGGCUCAAGGAUACGGCCAUGUACGCAGGUGGGCUCGACACCAGGGAAGACAGCGACGGCCACUACACCAUCCACUGGCGCAGCGUGUCCACGCAGGUGGUGUACCAUGUGGUGACGAUGAUUCCCAACCAACUGCACCUGUACCGCAACUAUCAAAACAAGAAGCGGCACAUCGGCAACGACAACGUCAACAUUGUCUACUCCGACUCGCCCAAGGAGUUCAAGCAAGACACCAUCCAGGGCCAAUUCAAUUUUGUUCAUAUCGUGGUGCAUCCGCUCAAGGAGGGGUUCUACCGCGUGGAGGUCAAGAAGAAGCCGCAGGUCCCCUCCUUCGGCCCCAUCACCAGUGUACAGAUCGUCUCCGAACGAGCCAUGCCUACCCUCGUCCGCCAGGUGGCGCUGUCGGCCAAUCUGGCGGCGUGUCUGGUGCAGGACCCGCACCUCCAGCGCUACUCCAACCUGGAGGAACGCCUCCGUCAGCUGCGCAAGGUCGCCGAGCGCUUCGCCAAGCCAGAGUAG
Messenger RNA from Acanthamoeba castellanii str. Neff, 6723 nucleotides. RefSeq names its product Rap/ranGAP protein, putative. The transcript has 32 exons. Gene Ontology annotation, cellular component: cytoplasm; nucleus. Bases 1 to 6723 code for a protein of 2240 amino acids. Gene Ontology annotation, molecular function: GTPase activator activity. The record is from RefSeq and is a predicted model, not a curated record. Lineage: Eukaryota; Discosea; Longamoebia; Acanthamoebidae. Gene Ontology annotation, biological process: positive regulation of GTPase activity; regulation of small GTPase mediated signal transduction.